This is a messenger RNA of Staurois parvus, 321 nucleotides long. The record is from the annotation of a GenBank genome assembly. Lineage: Eukaryota; Metazoa; Chordata; Amphibia; Anura; Ranidae.
GAAGGAGCCAUCCCCAAACUGUUCCCACAAAGUUGAGAGCAUGAAUUGUCCAGAUUGUCUUUGUCUAUUACUCUGUAGAGAGUUGGUGACUUCUGCGUACUGUGUGCUUCACCAUGCGCUAAUCCCGCUCUGUCAUUUUACGUGGCCUACCACUUCAUGGCUGAGUUGCUGUUGUUCCCAGUUGCUUCCAUUUUGUUAUAAUACCACUAACAGUUGACCGUGGAAUAUUUAGUAGCCAGGAAAUUUCAUGGACUUAUUGCACAGGUGGCAACCUAUCACGGCACCACGCUUGAAUUCACUGAGCUCCUGAGAGCAACCCAU